AUGCCGUGAAGCUGGCAGGCAACCUUCCUGCGGCAGUAUUGAAAUGCAAACAAUUACCAUGCGGGCCACCUAGCGUCCCUAGGAGCUGGGAACAACUUUGAGCACCAACACAUGAUGUACUCGCAGACCAGAUGGCAGAACAGGGCAUUCUGGACCGCCAUGGAGAUUCAAGUGUACCCCUACGACUUGCGCUUAUGGCUGCAGAACAUAGCAGCAGAUACUUCACUGCCACUUGAUGUGCACCAUUGGGUCUCAGCAGUUUCACCAAAAGCUAUGCGACAAUGUCUGUAUGCUUGUGGGUGCUUGGAAUCGGUGAUCGGCAUGCAAACAACUGGAUGGUCACUCCGGAGGGGUUUGUGAUUGCAAUCAACUUCGAUUUGUACAUGUCUCGUGGUGCAAUGAGUUAUGUGCCCGAGGUUCUGCCCAUUCGGCUCACCCCACAGGUUCGGAAUGCCAUUCAUGAGCCAACCUUCCGGGCUAUCAUGACAGCUGUCCUCCCUGCUCUAGGCGCCAAACCUGAUCGCCUCGCUGAAACCGUCAAUCCUUGGUUCCUCCCAUGGACGUGCUUAGAGUUUCCGGGGAUCUGCAGGAGAAUCGCGGAAAGCGCCUGUCCAAAUAACUUACCUUACGACGCAAUUUGCAAGAGAUGUCAGGCUACGUGGGAAACCAUCAUCGAUUGAGCCAGGCCUGAGUAUCUCCUUGAAUGGGACCUUAACGUAUACCAUC
Molecule: messenger RNA, 726 nt
Organism: Fimicolochytrium jonesii
Lineage: Eukaryota; Fungi; Chytridiomycota; Chytridiomycetes; Spizellomycetales; Powellomycetaceae
Exons: 2
Coding region: 282-680 (132 amino acids)
Source: RefSeq, a predicted model, not a curated record